Iphiclides podalirius (scarce swallowtail) is the source of this 777-nucleotide messenger RNA. The record is from the annotation of a GenBank genome assembly. Lineage: Eukaryota; Metazoa; Arthropoda; Insecta; Lepidoptera; Papilionidae.
AUGCCGCAGAACGAAUACAUUGAACGCCAUAAAAAACUUUACGGUAGACGACUCGAUUAUGAAGAGAGGAAAAGAAAGAAGGAGGCCCGUGAGCCGCAUAAGAGGGCUGAGAAAGCGCGCAAAUUGAGAGGUAUCAAAGCUAAGAUCUACAACAAGGAGCGGCGCAAUGAAAAGAUCCAAAUGAAAAAGAAGAUCAAAGCACACGAGGAGAGAAAUGUUAAACAAAACACCGAGAAGGUCUCUGAGGGUGCUCUGCCGGUCUAUCUUCUUGACAGAGAUGUCCAAUCCCGUGCCAAGGUAUUGUCUAAUAUGAUCAAACAGAAGCGAAAAGAAAAGGCUGGAAAAUGGGAUGUACCGAUACCGAAAGUGAGAGCACAAGCUGACGCCGAAGUAUUCAAAGUGCUAAAGUCCGGCAAAUCGAAGAGGAAAGCAUGGAAACGCAUGGUGACGAAAGUGACGUUUGUUGGAGAAAACUUCACACGGAAACCGCCUAAGUUUGAACGCUUUAUAAGGCCAAUGGCACUGAGGUUUAAGAAAGCACAUGUUACCCACCCUGAACUCAAGGCAACAUUCUGCCUACCCAUAAUUGGUGUCAAGAAGAAUCCCAGCUCGCAAAUGUACACAAGUCUGGGAGUUAUAACAAAGGGAACAGUAAUUGAAGUCAACAUUUCAGAGCUUGGUCUUGUCACACAGGCCGGUAAAGUUGUGUGGGGCAAGUAUGCUCAAGUUACCAACAACCCAGAGAAUGAUGGUGUCAUCAAUGCAAUACUCCUUGUC